This is a messenger RNA of Fundulus heteroclitus (mummichog), 1183 nucleotides long. RefSeq names its product mitochondrial ribosomal protein L9 (gene mrpl9). Gene Ontology annotation, molecular function: structural constituent of ribosome. The transcript has 7 exons. Gene Ontology annotation, biological process: translation. Lineage: Eukaryota; Metazoa; Chordata; Actinopteri; Cyprinodontiformes; Fundulidae. Bases 187 to 1056 code for a protein of 289 amino acids. Gene Ontology annotation, cellular component: mitochondrion; ribosome. The record is from RefSeq and is a predicted model, not a curated record.
CUUGCACAUCACAACCGACACAUGUCUGUGGCAGCGAGAUCAGCAGUCAUGGCUGUCGCUAACAGGACUUAGCUGGUUGGAUAAAUUGGUGCUGUCGGUGUUGGACCAGAGGCCCGGAGGGAGCUCAGGGGGAGCGGAACCAGAGAGGUUGCGGGCGGUGCUGGUCCGCUGCGGGCCUGAAGCAACAUGUGGAGCCGCGGCCGCUUCGUCCUUCAGAGUCUGGCCAGACAGCCUGCUGCCAGGAGCUUCUCUCUGACUCCUGCUCAGCACACGGUUAUAGUGGAGCGAUGGUGGCAGGUCCCUUUGUCCAAAGUGGGCAGCCCGCCGAGGCUUUACCCCCGAAGACACAGAAUCUACAAGGUGGUCGAGGACACCAGAUUUGCUCCCAAGGAGAAGAUGGAGCUCAUUCUGACUGAAAAUGUAGCAAAGCUCGGCGGGAGAGGCGAAACGGUGUUCGUGAGGAAGUCUGUCGGGCGAAAUAAGCUGCUGGCCCAAGGCCUGGCGGUGUAUCCGUCACCGGAGAACAAACAGAUGUUUGCCGAUGAGAUGAGACUUUUGCGUGAGGGCAAACCAGAUCAGAGAUUACAAACCCGAACAGGACAACUGACAGUGCAGCUCCUGCAGCGCUCCAAGCUGAAUAUCAACAAAAUGCCGUCUGAUGACUUCCAGCUCACCAAGGAAGUCGUCUGCCGACAGUUUCUGAAGAAGCUGGGAAUCGUCGUUCCACCUCACGCACUGAGUCUGCCGUUUGAGCCAAUAAAGGACGUGGGCGACUACUGGUGCGACGUCACCGUUAAUGGAAUAGACACGGUCCGGGUCCACAUGUCCCUGCUGCCGUAUGAGGACCAGUCUGCGACCUACCAGAAGCAGCUGAAGGCGCAGCAGAAGCUGCAGGCGGCCGAACGCGACUCGCAGGCUGCCGUCGAGGAGGACGUCGCCUUAAAAGCCGUUUCUGUUGCAGAUGAAGCGGAGGACGGUAAAGACUCCUUGACAACAGCCGCCCCUACCCAGCAGGGAGCAACCCUACCAGCAAGUGAAAACUCUGAUCAAAAGUAAAGGACUCUAGUAACAUCAAGCUGAUUGUAUCUGAUGUGUGGGAAUAAAUGUGAGAGCUGAUCUUUAUCUCACUGUGGAAUCGGUAAAUUUGUUCAUUAUUGUGGAAAAUUAAAGCUUGUUUAUUACU